GCUCCGGCCAUGGCCCAUGGCAGCGCGGCAGUCAUGCUGAAGUGCGUGGUGGUGGGGGACGGCGCCGUGGGCAAGACGUGCCUGCUGAUGAGCUACGCCAACGACGCCUUCCCCGAGGAGUACGUGCCCACCGUCUUCGACCACUACGCAGUCAGCGUUACCGUCGGGGGCAAGCAGUACCUCCUGGGGCUGUACGACACCGCCGGCCAGGAAGACUAUGAUCGUCUGAGACCUUUAUCUUAUCCUAUGACCGAUGUCUUCCUUAUCUGCUUCUCAGUGGUAAACCCUGCUUCAUUUCAAAAUGUGAAGGAAGAGUGGGUACCGGAGUUGAAGGAAUAUGCACCUAAUGUUCCCUUUUUACUAGUAGGAACACAGAUUGAUCUUCGUGAUGACCCAAAAACUCUGGCAAGACUGAAUAAUAUGAAAGAGAAGCCCAUAUCUGUGGAGCAAGGACAGAAAUUAGCAAAAGAGAUAGGAGCCUACUGCUAUGUGGAGUGUUCAGCUUUAACACAGAAAGGACUGAAGACCGUUUUUGAUGAAGCUAUUAUAGCCAUUCUAACUCCAAAGAAACAUACCAUGAAGAAGAGAAUAGGCUCAAGAUGCAUAAACUGCUGUUUGAUCACAUGA
Indicator indicator is the source of this 627-nucleotide messenger RNA. RefSeq names its product ras homolog family member Q (gene RHOQ). The record is from RefSeq and is a predicted model, not a curated record. The transcript has 5 exons. Gene Ontology annotation, molecular function: GTPase activity; GTP binding. Lineage: Eukaryota; Metazoa; Chordata; Aves; Piciformes; Indicatoridae. Bases 10 to 627 code for a protein of 205 amino acids. Gene Ontology annotation, biological process: cortical actin cytoskeleton organization; small GTPase-mediated signal transduction.